Molecule: messenger RNA, 927 nt
Organism: Aspergillus eucalypticola CBS 122712
Lineage: Eukaryota; Fungi; Ascomycota; Eurotiomycetes; Eurotiales; Aspergillaceae
Exons: 1
Coding region: 335-649 (104 amino acids)
Source: RefSeq, a predicted model, not a curated record
UUAAUUUGCCAAUUAAGUGGACGCGCACAAAAUGACCCGAAAGGAGUAAACGGAGGAAGACAGGGCGCAAAAAUGGGAGAGAAAAGAGUCGGAUUCGAAGAAGAAGAGAAGAAAAAGAAAGAGAGCCGUGCGCGCACAUACAGGUCACAUAAGCCAAGGUGGAUGAAAGAGCAUCGGAUUGGGCAUCGAACAUGGUGUUGCCAUGGGCAGUCGUCUCCUGGACACUAGGCCGAGACGAAGACAGCUGAGGUUGCAAGUUGCCCCCGGCGCGAGAAGCUCCCUCACUAGCGCAUGGUCCUCCUAAAGGAGAGGCGGUAGGUGAGAUUCGGUCCUCAUGGGGGGAAUCCAGAUGGUGAUGAAUGGUGGACACGAUGGAGAGCUCCAGGAUGGGAGUGGGGGCGACGAGAAGAUGGUAGUAGUGGUGGGAGGGGAUGGUGUUGUUGGUGGUGGUGGUGGUGGUGGUAUUGGUAGAGGGUUGAGGUGGGAGAAGAGAAGGACGAAGGAAGAAAGGGUAGUAGUAGUAGAAGAGGAAGAAGGGUCAGAAUUAAUAGAAAAAGGCAAGGUGGGAAAACUAGACACACGCAGAGAGAAAGCGAGAGGAGGGGAAGUUGGAGCAGAGGGUAAUGGAGUGUGCGGUGGUGGUAAGUAAGUAGGUAGUAAGUAGACGUAGUAAUGGUGAAAGCAAUACUACGAAUGAAAGUGGGCAGGAUAAUAACAAUAUUGAGGACGACUGAUGGAGGGGGGUAGAUUGCAGAAAAUGGAGAAAUAUAAUCCACACCCACACACACUAUUUCGGGGACAUAUACCAAGAAGGUGGAAAAUAAUAAUAAAAGAGAAAACUAAGCACCGAAACAAAUAAUAGCCAACAGUGGGAUAGCCAGUCAGUCAAGUCAGCUACCAAGUAAGUACAGUAUGUAAGUACUAGGU